Lottia gigantea (owl limpet) is the source of this 756-nucleotide messenger RNA. RefSeq lists its product as hypothetical. Lineage: Eukaryota; Metazoa; Mollusca; Gastropoda; Lottiidae. Gene Ontology annotation, molecular function: L-serine ammonia-lyase activity; threonine deaminase activity. The coding region runs from base 1 to 756 and encodes 251 amino acids. The transcript is spliced from 2 exons. The record is from RefSeq and is a predicted model, not a curated record. Gene Ontology annotation, biological process: L-threonine catabolic process; L-serine catabolic process.
AUGCAGUAUCUGUUCCCACAACUGGCGGAGCAGGGCGUCGAUCUUUAUCUGAAGCUGGAGAACAUGCAGAACACGGGAUCGUUCGAACUCAGGGGGGUCGUCAAUCAAAUCGCCAAAAUCAAAUCAAGAAUGAGCAAUCAGAAUCAUAGGACAAAAUUUGUGACCAACUCAGCUGUGAAUUUCGGAAAAGCUUUUGGUUACGUUCUGCAACAGCGGAGCUUGUUGGGAGUCUGCAUCAUGCCAGAUUCGUCUUCGCAAAGCAAAAUGGAGAGGAUCAAAUGCCAUGGCGUGAAGGUUGAGCUCUGCCCUGCGACUGAGAUCCAGUCGAGAGUGGACAGGUACGUAGCAGAGAACGAAUACCAUUAUUGUGACUCAAAUGACGAUCGGGAUUUGAUGGCAGGUUAUUCUAGCAUUGGUCUCGAAAUCUUGGAAGCUCUUCCCGAAUUUGACAUCCUGUUGAUUUGCUGCGAAGGAGGGGGGCUGCCUGCUGGAGUUUCGGCCGCCAUUCGCUCGAAGCUAAAACGAACCUGCUGCCAAAUCUAUGCAAUCGAGUCUGAAAGCUCCCCAACCAUGUUUGAAAAAAUUCUAAAUGCCACGAAGAAACUGUUUGAUGUCGGUUUGAUUGUGGAACCAUCCGGGUCUGCUGCCAUGGCCGCGUUGCUAAGCAACAAGAUCCCGGAUGUGAAAUUUAAGAAAGUGGUAGUGAUUGUAUCAGGUGGGAAUAUUACCCCGGAUGAAUUAAAAGAAUUAAUAUAG